Morchella importuna is the source of this 834-nucleotide messenger RNA. RefSeq lists its product as uncharacterized. The transcript has a single exon. The record is from RefSeq and is a predicted model, not a curated record. Lineage: Eukaryota; Fungi; Ascomycota; Pezizomycetes; Pezizales; Morchellaceae. The coding region runs from base 1 to 834 and encodes 277 amino acids.
AUGGCCGAUCCCCCAAGGAAACCACCGAGGCCCAAUUCUCCGGAAAAGGUAAUCACAAAGAAAGCUCCGGCUCCUCUUCCUGUGAGGCGGACUCAACUAGGAAAUGUUAUCAUAGACCCAAACAGAUGGUAUGGCCCUCCAGAGUCCGAGAUCUUGGAGCCUGCUGGAACAAUUACCCCUCCACUACUUGACCCUGAUAGGCCCGAUCGACCUCUAGUGUCUAGUCCACGCCCUCCGGGACAGAGCUCUCGGCCUCGUGAGCACCCGGGGUUUUCUCUUACUGCUCUAGAUCCGGACGUGAGCGAGAGACAGACUGAUCUAGCUCCGAACGCGAGCGAGGGACGGACUGAUCUAGAUACGAACGUGAGCGAGGGACGGAGCAACUCUACAAGCUCUAUUUCUCCAAUAUUUCCUCUGAGGCCCAAUCCUCUGGGGCCAUCUCCUCUGGGAGAUGCUAGCACACAUACGGGACAAAGCGCUGUGAGCGGCACAACACUAGCAGGAUCCUCACAAAGCCCUAGAAACGGCGGCACUCUAGCCUCAAACAUUGGGAGCGGGACCUCAACGCCCGGGCCGAGCUUUCACAGUUCCCAAACAGCUCGACAGAGCUCUACAAGUGGUAACCCACUGACUCAACCGAAUGUAUCGAAUGCAUCAAAUAUACACCGAACUAGGUCGCAACUAGUCCGACAUUAUAUAUCCCUGGGCAGGCCAAUUCCGCAGGAGGUGUUGGAUAUGCCUGAGACAGAACCACGCGUACGACGUAGGGACUGGCUUCCCAGGAAGUUUAAGGACUUCAAAAAGUGGUGCAGGAGGAUUGCUCGAAGGGAUUGA